Messenger RNA from Leguminivora glycinivorella, 1019 nucleotides. RefSeq names its product chymotrypsin-like elastase family member 2A. Gene Ontology annotation, molecular function: serine-type endopeptidase activity. Bases 233 to 1012 code for a protein of 259 amino acids. Gene Ontology annotation, biological process: proteolysis. The record is from RefSeq and is a predicted model, not a curated record. The transcript has 6 exons. Lineage: Eukaryota; Metazoa; Arthropoda; Insecta; Lepidoptera; Tortricidae.
UCCCCCAAAGGUGUAUCGCCAUCUAGGUCACCGUACCUUUUUCUGUAUGGUUUUGAGAUUUUUACAGAUUAAUCAAUCGAAAAGCAUCGCAGAAGCGUAAUUAGUGUAAAAACUUGAAACAUGCGAGUGAAUUCCAUUCGUGUAUUCCGAAUUGAAAAAUAAAAGUGUGGACGUAGAAGUGAAGAUCUCGUAUUGAAAAAUAAAAGUCUGGACGCCGAAGCAUCCAAACAAAAUGUUCCAAAUCCUUCUGCUAAACACGGUAUCAGCUUCCAAAAUGGAGCCCUUCGUGGUUGGAGGUCAAGACGCUUCCAUACAAGACUGGCCGUUCAUGGCGUUCGUAGAAGUGACUUGGUUCGGUCUGUUUGCGAUGGCGUGUGGAGGGUCCCUUAUCAGCUCGCAAACAGCGUUGACAGCGGCGCAUUGUCUUGAUGACAUCACGGAGAAAAAGACGCACGUGAUUGGGAUAUCGUUCUACAUCUACAUGGGCCACACAAGCCACGCAAAAUCCAAAAUGGCGCGGGAAGUCCUCGACUACCAAACCCACGAGGACUACUCGCCAGAAGACGCCGACGUUCGUUUCGAUAUCGGCAUCAUGUUUCUGACAUCACCUGUCAGGUUUUCUGCCAACGUGCAGAAGGUGAUCCUGCAGCCCUGGUUUAAUUUGAAAGAAGAUAAAUUUUUGGUCGUGGCUGGGUGGGGCGGUAUGGAUCCAGAACAUACGCCUACAGGUGCCAGUGAGAAAUUAAAAGCGAUUAAUAUCGUUGCUAAAAAGUACAGAAGCUGUAAAAAUAAAAACAAAGUAAUUUGCACUUCUAGUGAAAUAGGGCAUCCGUUUAUCGGAGAUUCCGGUGGCCCCGUCAUAAACGUCUACACCCGUCGGCAAGUCGGAAUAGUCUCAAUCAGAGAUCUGAACUCGGGGAUCAUCAUAGUGACCAGCGUUUCGGAGUACUGGGAGUGGCUGCAGAGAACUCAGGCCAGGAUGUUCUGGAGGUUUUGUGGGAAGAGAAAGUAAAGUUGGA